AAAAACAGAACAAAUAUGGAUGGAAAUUUUGAUUCAGACUCUUCCGAGAGUGGGGCAAUAAGCAUAAGAGCCUCUGAUAACUAUAGGGAAAUAACUGUUGGCAAGCAGAUCUGCAUUAUGCCGCCCCGACCAGGCACUGCGGUGAUGAACUACCAGGAGCUGUACAUACCACGCGACCAGUUGACCUCCGUCUUCUAUCCCAUCGAGGAGGCACAGCGCUGGCUCACGUUAGUCGACAAAAUGGGAAAAUCGCACCGCUUUCCCUUGCCAACCAUUCUGCCGAAGGUGAUUCAGACCCGGUAUGUGCCCAAGCGACAGCUGCCCAAGGACGUAGAGGUGGAUCGUCGUCGGCGGCAGUAUCAGAAGAUCAAUCUAAACGAGGAGCUCUUGCUGGCGGGCCUCACCGACGACGUACUGCAGCCUACCGAGGAGCAGUACAACGUGAUGUCGGAGUUUGCCUUUCCGCACAAGUUCCCCCUCAGCUACUUUGACGAUAGUAACUAUGACACCAAUUCGCCGGAAGCCUGGUUCGAUCUGGGCGUGGUUGGAGACGCACACUAUCCGCUUCCGGCAAAGGCGUAUCUACCAUUCAACCGCAGCUUGCUCAACUGCCAGUGGGUUCUGGCUUCCGUCUCGGCGUACAACGAAGAUACGGACAUGUGGACACUGCUCUCCCUGGAGGAUUGCUGCACCUAUGAGGUGCCCAAGCUGCAGUUCAUGUUCCUGGCCGAGAAUCCGCACAAGUACAUAAGUCGCCUAAAGGCCGCCGUUCACGAGCGCUACAAGGGCGAGCAGCUGAUGCUGAUGGAGCUUAUUGUCGACUGCGUGCUCCACGAGGACAUCGAGUCGACGGCCUUCUACAGCUUCAAGCCCAUCGAGGCAGUGCUUCAGGCGGCCACGGUCUCCGAGCAGUGUAAGCGACGACUACGAUCGGAGGUCAAUUUGGUCUUUGAGCGCCUGAUGGCUCUCUACGAGCUGGAGCAGUUCAUCAUUACGAUGCCCAAGGAGUUUCCGCAGUUCCGCAACAUCAAUCUCAAGGAUUUUCUGCCCCGUGACUUUCACAACGACACCUCCGACCGCGAGAGAGCCGAGGUGCAGGCCCUUGGCAUAACCAUGUCGAAAAAGCGCUAUGCCUACCUGGAGGCAAGUCUCUUUUAUUGUAUCGGCGGCUUCGAGGCCAUGGCCGGUGUGGCCAUCGAGUGCCAGCAUAUCGAAAAAAUGUCCAUCUUCAUCUGCAACUUCAGCAAGCCCCUGGCGCUGGCGGACUUUCUGGAGUCGCAGGAGGCGCACAGCGACAAUGUGGCCACGUAUCUCAAGGUCUACUGGCCCCAGCAGCUCACCUCCGUCAUUACCGUGGUGCUACGGGCGCUGGGCAAGGGCUAUCUGGACAUUGCCCUGCACGACUGGACCGUGUAUCUGAUGUGCAAGAUCUCCAGAUUCAUAUUGCAGGUGAAAUUUCGCAUGCAAGACUCCAUGGAAGUGCUGCUGGAGACCUCGCUCAUGAACUUCUCGCACUUUGUGUGCGAUCCCUGCCUGCAGUUCCUGCAGCUGAAGACGAACUUCAAGUGGACCAGCAACUACAUUGACACGGAGUUCCCCUUUCCCAAGCCCGUAUUCGCCAUGACCCUGGGCAUCAACGAGGAUCGUAAGGUGUUCUACUCCACCGAUCCUGAUGAAUUCCAGCCCGCUCUGAUGGACAUCUACAAGAGGGGCCUGGAGAAAACCUCUGGCGUGAAGAUGAUCGACGCUACAGUGAUGACCUUCCUUAAAUUCGCCCCCAAUUUGUACAUCCUGACUGUGGAGCUGAUUGAGGACAAGUUCCUGAUUGAGAACGAGCUGAUGCGGCACUGCUAUGCCAAGGCCGUGCUGCCCCUCAAGGCGUACGCGCGGAUGUACGAGAGAUUCAUAGACUUCUAUCUGCUGAACCUCAACCACUACAUGGCGAGCUAUGCGGCGGCCAAGAAGCCGUCCUCGGAGGUCAAGCGGGACAUACUCGAGCACAAGCGUUUGAAGGAGGAGCUGCGUGUGAUUCUGCCGGCCUUCAUUACCAUUGGACCUUUCUACAUCAACGUGGACACGCUGAAGCAGUUCCUCAUCAAAAAGCGCAUCGAGGUCGUGCGUCGCAUUUUCGAGUACUACGUGGAUCGCAUGUUCGAGACGAAUGAACUGCUGCUGGAACGCUGUUUGGAGGUGUUCAACAAGAUUGCCGAGCGGCCCAUCAGCAUCGAGCAUCUGUACAGCAUUCGGGACUUUGCAGCCACUGUGCCGGAUGUGGUCGACCAGCUGCGGGCAGACAUACAGAUCAUGUGGCUGGAGUACGAUCUGCUGGACAGUUUCUUUUAUAAUUUGAGCGAUCACCAGUUCGCCAUGAAAUGGAACGUGUUCGCCUGGCCGCACCAGAUCAUGGUGCGUCUCUCCACCCUAAAGGAGGAGCAGAAGAUCGAUAUUGAGGAGUUCCUGCGGCAGCAUGCCAGCGAGUGCCAGGCGUUUGAGGAGCGCCUGGAGUCCCUCAACGAUGAAGUCCAGGCCUUCUCCUUGGUCUUCAAUACGAAUCGAGCCCAGGAAACAUCGGUGGACAUCAAGAAGACCUGGGCGCUGAUCAAGGAACUCGAGAAGGUCGGCCAGACGCUGCAGUACCGUCAGAUGCUGUUCGAGCUGGAGCCACUCUCCGUGGAGUUCCUCCAGAGCAUCAUCGCCAGCUUCCAGCCCUACAAGCAGCUGUGGUACGCCUGCUCCAACUUCCUCAAGCUCGAGGAGGCCACGCUGGGCAAUCCGAUAGCCCAAGUGGAACUGGAGGAAGUGUGGAACAACCUGGAGGAGCUGCGCAGCGAGCUGAAUGAAUCCUUGGUCAUAUUCAACGAGAAACCCGAGAUCAUGGAAGUGGCCCGGGUAUUUAUAGGGAAAAUCGAUGAUUUCGUUCCGCUCUACAACAGCAUCAAGGAUCUGCGCAACGAGAACUGGAUGUACGUCCACUGGGCGGAGCUCAGCGCGGUGGUGGGCGCCGAGAUCAAGUACACUAUUUCCAUGAACUUUCAGUACCUGGUGCGCAAGGGCAUCUUGGACUUUCUGCCUCAGGUGCAUUACAUCUCUGUGAAGGCCGACAACGAGGCUGAGAGUCUACGCGCCGCCCUGGAGGAGGAGGAGCGCCAGAAGCAGGCCGAACUGGAUGCAAUUCUGCUGCGCAAGCAGUUGCGCAAGUGCCGCCGGGAUAUACUCUAAAGGAUUUUGUUUUAGCCUUUACUUUUCUUGUUUUACAAAUGUUAAUCUAAAUUAAA
Molecule: messenger RNA, 3275 nt
Organism: Drosophila persimilis
Lineage: Eukaryota; Metazoa; Arthropoda; Insecta; Diptera; Drosophilidae
Gene: sac
Product: dynein heavy chain 1, axonemal
Exons: 1
Coding region: 16-3219 (1067 amino acids)
Biological process (GO): microtubule-based movement
Cellular component (GO): dynein complex
Molecular function (GO): dynein intermediate chain binding; minus-end-directed microtubule motor activity; dynein light intermediate chain binding
Source: RefSeq, a predicted model, not a curated record